Messenger RNA from Helianthus annuus (common sunflower), 2179 nucleotides. Its product is annotated as TSL-kinase interacting protein 1. The coding region runs from base 254 to 1912 and encodes 552 amino acids. Gene Ontology annotation, molecular function: chromatin binding. The transcript has 12 exons. Gene Ontology annotation, cellular component: nucleus. The record is from RefSeq and is a predicted model, not a curated record. Gene Ontology annotation, biological process: pattern specification process. Lineage: Eukaryota; Viridiplantae; Streptophyta; Magnoliopsida; Asterales; Asteraceae.
CAAAAUCAAAAUUUGAACUCUCAAAAAAUGCUAAAGACGUGCGUGAAGUAAAAAAAAAAAAAAAACCCAUCUUUACCAACGGUUUAACCUUUUCGUUCAGGAUCUGGGUUUGGAUCUUCGGUUCGAACAAACCCACAAACCCCAUCGUCAUCUCUCAAUUGAUUUAAACUUGUUCCAAGACGGCAAGAAGUGUUUCACGACGACUUUAAGGUCGUGAACCAUGUGAAAUUCUGUUGAUAACGAUACACGAUAAAUGGAGUCGCAAGUUCCCUUUACUCAUGAGGCUUCAAGCCAACCGGAUGAUGUAUUUGUUAAAGAUGUAAUCACAUCGGAAACAAAUUGUGUUACGUCUAAUCGGCCAGUGAAAAAACAAACACGACAAUGGGCAGCGUGGACGCGUCAAGAAGAAGAAAGCUUCUUUACUGCAUUACGGCAAGUUGGCAAGAAUUUUGAGAAGAUUACUUCUCGUGUGCAAAGUAAAAACAAGGAUCAGGUUAGACAUUAUUAUUAUCGUCUUGUAAGACGUAUGAACAAAUUGUUGGGCCCGGAACUUUCUCUUGAUGCCAAAAAUUCUAAAGAUACAAAUGCUGCUAUGCUUCGAUGGUGGUCUUUACUUGAAAAACAUAGCUGUAAAGCCUCAAAACUUCACUUGAAGCCUCGCAGAUUCAAGAUUUUCUUGGAGACUUUGGAGCACCAACUACUGAAAGACCGAAAGAAAAAUAUAAGAAAACGACCGAAUCAGGGAGGAAACUGUUCUACCACACCAACUAAUAAACCAGCAAGACAACGCCGUAGACAAGAUGCCUACAAAAAAUGGGAGAAAGCUGCAAUCGCUGGUGUUUCGUUGGUUGCUGAUGCUGCCGAACAUUUGGAACGGACAUCAUUGGAUCAAUUGGCUAAUACUGUUAAGAGUGUAAACGGUGACAAGGGUUCGGACCCAAUUGCGCCAAAUUUUAAUCAAAAUAUUAAACUUAAACUUCAACUCUUCCCCGUCGAUGAAAGCACACGCAGAUCGUUGGAAAGGGAUAAUCACAACCCGCAUCUGGAGUUGACUUUAAGUACACGAAAAAAAAUAUCAUCGGUUUUGGAACAUAUGAAUCGAAAAUGGGGUAGUUCUAGCAUAGCUUCUGGAGAACUGACACUUGUCCCUUAUUACGUUCAAACAUUAAAUAUAUUAAAUUGUCAAAAAUGGACUCGUGAUUCUGUUGUAAGCGCCGGGGAUGUAUAUGCAGCGAUCGGAAGUCCUUCAGUUUUCCGCUUAAGGUAUGGUUGGUUUGCAAAAGCGUUUUCAACACUGGAAUGGGCCGACAGUUUGACUAACAUAAGUGUUGGUGAUUUACUCUCCGAGUUAUCUCAUAAUCAAGAUGCUAACUGCGUUGAUUCACCGUUGCCACCUGGCUCGCCAUGUCAGCAACAGAUUUCAUUCAGUUGUGAUUCGUUUGAUGCUGCCAUUGCUGCACAUAUAAAUGGCAAAAAUGCCUUCCAGCCUACCGUUGUAUCUUCAAUUUGGGACGCAGAUGAAGCGUGUGACGCCUUUUCGUUCCCGAAAAAAGUACAAAUUCCAGAAAAUAAUUGUAGAGAUUCUGCAAAAGUGCGUUUGAUGGACGAGUGUAACUUUAAUGAAAAUCGUGAGGAUGUUUCCGCAAAGGAUGUCAAUUCGCUUACUGAUGCGUACUGGGCUGAUUCUUUAGGACCGUUAGAAUUGGAUGUACCAUCAUGUAGAUAUACUAACGACGUUAUAUUGAACGAAAGCAUUGGUGGAUUUAAUUGCCUUCUAAAUACCAGCCUUGAUGCUUUUCAUAAUUGUUCAUUCUUUGGUUCGGAGAAAAGAGAAACGACACCCUUAACAAAACUUGGAGCUCAAGAAACCGUUUCCUCGUAUCAAAAGGCUGACGGUGAGAUUUCAGGUUGAUUUUACACAAGCGGAACCACAUGCAUUUGCUGAUUUAACGUUUUCUUUCGUGUUAAUAUGAUAUCCCAUAUCGCGAUCUGACUUUAGCGUCUUCAGAAGGGCUCGAUUUUCGUUAUAGGAGACUUUUUUUUUUUUUUUUUCUAAUGUUGUACAAAGGUAAUCAUUAAUUUGAGGUCUGUUGAGACAUUUGUUUCGAGAUUUCCUUGGAAAUGUGCCCUAUAAAUAUAUGGUCAAUGAUCGGAAAAUGCAUCGUUGUUUUGUUGAAGA